This is a messenger RNA of Crotalus tigris (Tiger rattlesnake), 2099 nucleotides long. It is a transcript of the gene CHRNG, whose product is annotated as cholinergic receptor nicotinic gamma subunit. The transcript is spliced from 12 exons. Gene Ontology annotation, biological process: monoatomic ion transmembrane transport; regulation of membrane potential; chemical synaptic transmission. The record is from RefSeq and is a predicted model, not a curated record. The coding region runs from base 31 to 1563 and encodes 510 amino acids. Lineage: Eukaryota; Metazoa; Chordata; Lepidosauria; Squamata; Viperidae. Gene Ontology annotation, cellular component: neuron projection; synapse; postsynaptic membrane. Gene Ontology annotation, molecular function: acetylcholine-gated monoatomic cation-selective channel activity; transmembrane signaling receptor activity.
AAGAGCAGUGCGCAGGCCUGUAAUGUGAAGAUGAGGUGGUCAAGUUUAGCUCUUACCUUCAGCUUCCUUGCCGUUGUCCUGAGCCGGAAUGAGGAGGAACACCUUUUCAACGUUCUGAUGGCCGAUUAUAACCGCAAUUUUCGCCCUGCUGCAGACAAGGGGGACAUUGUAAAUGUUUCUCUAAAGGUUACCCUCACCAACCUGAUCUCCCUGAACGAGAUCGACGAGGCUCUCACCACGAACGUGUGGGUAGAGAUGAAAUGGAGAGAUUAUCGUCUGCAGUGGGACCCAGAGGAGUACGGCAACAUCAGCUGCUUACGGAUCCCUUCGAUCUUGAUCUGGCUGCCAGAUAUUGUCCUGGAGAACAACAUCGAUGGGAUCUUUGACGUCGCCUUGUACACCAAUGCGCUGGUGUUUCCUGAUGGUAGCAUCACUUGGUUGCCUCCAGCUAUUUAUCGGAGCGUCUGCUCCGUUUUCGUCACCUACUUCCCUUUUGAUUGGCAAAAUUGCUCCAUGGUGUUCCAGUCUCAGACCUACAAUGCCCUUGAAAUCAACCUCUUGCUGACUGUCGAAGAGGGAAAAACAAUUGAAUGGAUUUACAUUGAGUCCAACGCUUUCACAGAGAAUGGAGAGUGGGCGAUCAAACACCGGCCCGCCAAGAAAGUGGUGAAUGUCGAACGCUUCACGCCGAGUGACAUUGGGUACCAGCAAAUUGUCUUCUUCUUGAUCAUCCAGAGGAAGCCUCUGUUCUACAUCGUGAACAUCAUCAUCCCCUGCGUGCUCAUUUCCUCUGUGGCUCUGCUGGUGUACUUCCUGCCGGCCAAAGCUGGUGGGCAGAAGUGCACGGUCUCCAUCAACGUCCUCUUAGCCCAGACCGUCUUCCUUUUUCUGAUUGCAAAAAAGGUGCCAGAAACCUCUCAGGCGGUGCCCCUGAUUGGAAAGUAUUUAACCUUCCUCCUGGUGGUAACCAUCGCCAUUGUGGUGAACGCUGUGAUUGUCCUCAACGUUUCUCUGCGCACCCCCAAUACCCAUUCGAUGUCCGAGCGAGUCCGACAGGUCUUCCUGCACCUGGUGCCCCAUUACCUGGGCAUGCACAGGAGACGCUUCCCGCUUCCCGCCGAGAAUCGGCCUGCGCGACGACGGAGCUCCCUGGGGUUGAUAGCCAAAGCUGAGGAAUACAUGCUGUGGAAAGCCCGGAGUGAACUCCUGUUUGAGAGGCAGAAGGAACGAGACGGGCUGAUGAAGAUACUCCUGUCAAAAAUUGGAGAAGGCUUGGGGAACGGGGGUCCCCAGGACUUCUGCAACAGCCUACGCCACACGGCUCCGGAAAUCCAGUCCUGUGUGAAAGCCUGCAACCACAUCACCAAGACUUUGCGAGAGAAGAACAAUUUUGACAGCGAAAAUGAAGAAUGGAUCCUUGUAGGGAGAGUCAUUGACCGGGUCUGCUUCCUCAUCAUGGCCUCCGUUUUUAUCUUUGGCACCGUUGGGGUCUUCCUGAUGGCUCAGCUCAAUCAACCUCCAGGAAAACCUUUUGUGGGAGAUCCAAAGCGAUAUCUGCCUUAGAAGUGAGUCAGGAACUGGAUCCAGAUUUCAAGUCGAUCCUCUGCUUGGAGGAAUCUUGUACAGAGAACCAGGCUGCAGUGCAAGGCUUUGGGGGGGGGGGUCUAAACUUUAAACUCUGGACUUCGGCCAUCUUGCAGAAAUACACCUGUUUCUCCACCUCGGCAACUUGAAGAGGCGUGAAUGUCAAUUCCCAGAAUUCCCCCACAGCCUUGAUCAAGAGCCUUCGGCCCGCUCAAGAGCCAAACCUGCGUGAUUUGAAUGUCGUACACUACAUUGUAUGUAGUAUGUUUAAAUGCGUGUUGUAUAUGUGUACACUUUGAAAGCAAGCAACUGCAUUUCAUUUUUCAUCUGUGCCAUUGUGCCCACAGUAAAAAAAAAAAAAAAAAAACGACAAUAAAAGUUACGUAUCUAUUUGUGUUUGGGAUUUGUGUUAAAACUGUGUUUGUCAGUCUCGGUAACUCUAAACUCAAAACUUCCGAUGGGAAGAUUUGGACUGCCUUUCUGAAUGUUUGGUCACGCUCAAUUUGAUUGACUCA